Molecule: messenger RNA, 5277 nt
Organism: Scatophagus argus
Lineage: Eukaryota; Metazoa; Chordata; Actinopteri; Scatophagidae
Gene: gabbr1a
Product: gamma-aminobutyric acid (GABA) B receptor, 1a
Exons: 24
Coding region: 373-3366 (997 amino acids)
Biological process (GO): gamma-aminobutyric acid signaling pathway; G protein-coupled receptor signaling pathway
Cellular component (GO): G protein-coupled receptor heterodimeric complex; membrane
Molecular function (GO): G protein-coupled GABA receptor activity
Source: RefSeq, a predicted model, not a curated record
UUAGCUCAAGAUCGUAGAGGGGGAGAGGAAAAAAGGAGGGGAGUGUGGUGAAUCGGUAUUUCGUCGUUUAUGGGGACGCGUUUGUAUAUAGUGCAUGUAUAUUUUUUGUAUGGCUUUUUGUCAUUUGUUACCUUUGCCAUGCGUAAGUGCAAUACGUAGAGAAAGCCCGAUUAAGAUACGUUUUGUUUAUGUAACAUUCUGUUUACGAACGGAGCAGCUUGCACAUUUAUAGCCAUAUUAAUAUAGCCAUAAAAAUCGUUACAGAGAUGCAUAUUUUUACCAAAUAAUCCGACACCGGGCUUUCCCUGGCGGGUCCUAUCCGGAGGACGCACUGUUAUCUUGACUGAGCGCAUCGAAACUAAUAAUCCAGAGAUGGCACGGCUAUUGUUUCUGAUUAUUCUCUGUGCUCUCCCAUCUCUUGUUGUGCCCAUACAUAAUUCAUCAGCUGGAGGCUGUGCCAUCAUCCGGCCUCCCAGGGAUGGGGGGAUCCGCUACAGAGGCCUGACACAAGAGCAGAUCCGCAGCGUGCAGAUCCUGCCUGUGGAUUAUGAGAUCGAGUACAUCUGCAGAGGAAACCGGGUGAUCGUGGGACCCAAGGUCAGGAAGUGCUUACCCAACGGCACGUGGACGGACAUGGCACAGCACAGCAGAUGUCUGCUGCUUUGCCCGCGGGUGUGGACUUCCCUGGAGAACGGCCGGGUAACAGCGAAGCCGCCUGGGCCGCCAGUGGAGGGGACAGUACUCCAUUACAGCUGCCACGCCGGCUUCAUCCUGGAGGGCAGAAAUGUCAGCCAUUGCACUAAACUGGGCAAGUGGGACGCGCCUAAACCCACCUGCCUCUAUGACAGAAACUACACAGGCAAGAAGAAGCUGUACAUCGGAGCGCUGUUCCCCAUGAGCGGAGGCUGGCCGGGCGGUCAGGCGUGUAUGCCCUCCGCUCAGAUGGCCCUGGACCUGGUGAACAACAGGAGCGACAUCCUGCCCGACUACGAGCUGGAGCUCAUCCACUACGACAGCAUGUGUGACCCAGGAGAAGCCACCAAGCUGUUGUAUGACCUUCUGUACACCGAGCCCAUCAAGAUCGUCCUGAUGCCCGGCUGCAGCGGCGUCUCCACGCUGGUAGCCGAAGCCGCUCGCAUGUGGAACCUCAUUGUGCUGUCCUACGGCUCCAGCUCUCCGGCUUUGUCUAACCGCCAGCGCUUCCCCACCUUCUUCCGCACGCACCCGUCGGCCACCCUUCACAACCCCACCCGGGUGCAGCUCUUCCAGAAGUGGAAGUGGACCCGCAUCGCCACCAUCCAGCAGACGACUGAAGUCUUCACCUCAACUCUGGACGAUCUGGAGCAGAGGGUGAAGGAGGCAGGCAUCGAGAUCAGCGUUCGCCAGAGUUUCCUCACCGACCCGGCUGUCGCUGUCAAGAACCUCAAGCGCCAGGAUGCAAGGAUCAUCGUGGGGCUCUUUUAUGAGACUGAAGCCAGGAAGGUGUUUUGUGAGGUGUUCAAGGAGAAGCUCUACGGGAAGAAGUAUGUGUGGUUCCUGAUAGGCUGGUACGCAGACAACUGGUUCAAGAUCAAAGACCCAGCUAUCAACUGCACAGUGGAGAACAUGACGGAGGCCGUGGAAGGACAUGUGACCACAGAGAUCGUCAUGCUGAAUCCUGAGACUGUCCGUGGCGUCUCCAACAUGACAUCGCAGGAGUUUCUCACCGCCUUGAUGUCUCGCCUGGGUGGGAUGAACCCCGAGGAGACCGGUGGGUUUCAGGAGGCCCCUCUAGCCUACGAUGCUGUGUGGGCUCUGGCCCUUGCCCUCAAUAAGACCGUGGCACCUCUGAAAGCCAAGGGCCGAAGACUGGAGGAUUUCAACUAUAACAACCACGACAUCACCUCUGAGAUCUACAGGGCCCUCAACACGAGCUCCUUUGAAGGAGUUUCGGGCCAAGUGGUGUUUGAUGCCCAGGGCUCCAGGAUGGCAAUGACUCUCAUCGAGCAGUUGCAAGGAGGCAGUUACAAGAAGAUCGGUUACUAUGAUAGCUCUCAGAAGAACCUCUCCUGGUUUGGCAACGAUGUUUGGAUAGGUGCUGGACCUCCAGCUGAUCGAACAGUGGUGAUUGAAGAGUUCAGGUUCUUGUCUCAAAAGCUGUUUGCAGCCGUGUCUGUCUUCGCUGGUCUCGGCAUCCUGCUCGGCAUCCUGUGUUUAACCUUCAACAUCUACAAUGGCAACGUCCGCUACAUCCAGAACUCUCAGCCGUACCUGAACAACAUGACAGCGGUGGGCUGCAUGAUGGCACUGGCUGCAGUGUUCCCGCUGGGGAUUGAUGGUCACCACGUUCACAGGUCGCAGUUUCCUGUUGUCUGCCAGUUCCGCCUGUGGCUCCUCGGCCUCGGCUUCAGUGUGGCGUAUGGCAGCAUGUUCACCAAGAUCUGGUGGGUUCACACCCUCUUCACAAAGAAGGAUGAAAAGAAGGAGAAGAAAAAGCAACACUUGGAGCCAUGGAAACUCUACGCAACAGUUGGAGUGCUGCUGGCUAUCGACUUCCUGUCACUCAUGAUCUGGCAGAUUGUGGAUCCUCUGCACAUUACGGUUGAGAAGUUCACUAAGGAGGCCCCAAAAGAAGAUCUGGAUGUCCUGAUUCAGCCCUUGUUGGAGCACUGCAGCUCAGAGAAGAUGAACACGUGGCUCGGUGUGGUUUAUGGCUACAAGGGUCUGCUGCUGCUGCUGGGCAUAUUUCUGGCUUACGAGACCAAGUCUGUCUCCACAGAAAAGAUCAAUGACCAUCGGGCCGUGGGGAUGGCUAUUUACAACGUUGCUGUGUUGUGCCUGAUCACGGCUCCGGUGACUAUGAUCCUGUCUUCGCAGCAGGACGCCUCCUUUGCCUUUGCCUCUUUAGCAAUCGUCUUCUCUGCCUACAUCACUCUGGUGGUGCUUUUUGUACCCAAGAUGCGGCGCCUUAUCACCCGCGGCGAGUGGCAGUCGGAGCAGCAGGACACACUGAAGACCGGCUCGUCCACCAACAACAACGACGAGGAGAAGUCCAGGCAGCUGGAGAGAGAGAACAGGGAGCUGCAAAAGAUCAUCCAGGAGAAAGAAGAGAGGGUGUCGGCGCUCCGCAACCAGCUGGCUGAGCGACAGGCUCUGCGCAACCGCCGCCGACCCUCCGCAGGCCAGAAUCAGAACCACAACGCCCCUCCGCCCUCGUCUCAGCCGGAUCCCAAGUCUCUGCUCCCCCCGCCCGGCUACCCCAACCCCACCACGGACAAUCACUCUCUGCCGCCGUCCUUCUCCAACUCCUCCAACCUCUACCCGGCCGACAGCAAGAUGAGCCGCAACCACUGUCACAACAGCCAGAUCCCGCUGCUGUAUAAAUAGGCAAGACAUCGAGGACGAGGAGGACGAGGAGGAGGAGGUGGAGGAGGAGGAGGAAGAGGAGGAGCGGCGGGCGCAGUCGCACAAUGUACACGGGUGGGGUGGGGUGGGGGACACAAGACACAAAGAGACACUGUGACUUUCACUUGUAUUGGCAAUGAGCACAGCAGUGUAGUGACACUGUUUCAAAUAAAAAAAGCAAAAAAACAAAAGAUAAAACGGCGUGGAAGCACAAAUAAGUACACAGGAGUGCUUUACACUCGGCAGCUUCGGUGAGAGUCACACAGGUAACAUCCAGCGUCCUCACAGUUCUGAUCUCACCGUGUUCGGCCCAGCAACGACUUGGCGACGAGCACAUCUCAGACUAGCAGCACUCGAUGUCCUCUCAGAGGUCACAGAUGUCCAGAUCAUUCCUCUCCCUCAUUCGUUAUCUCGUUCCGUUGUGGAGACACCGGCGUCGAGGAUCUCGAAAAGGAAGUGUUUGUGUUUGUGUCUUUGCUCUAUCGUCUCCACCUUUUGUCUCUCGAGUUUGUUGACUAGGCAAGCACAUACCGUAGUGAUUUAUAUCGUUCUGUAAUAUCUGAUCUGUUUUGUCAUGGAGUUGGUGUUGAAUUGUUUGUUUGCUUUUCGGGACAGUGAUGAAAACUGAGAUUUACAAAGGGACAAAGAAAUGUACAGUGACAGUUUUUUCCCCACGUUUCCUCUGAGGAACAGCUGAUCUCGACUGCGUGGAAUACUGCUGUCACCGAGAAAUGGUAACGUGCGUUAUUAAAUAGCCAUAACUUAAAAGGACCAAGGAGUUUGGCAUGUGUGGAUGUCUGUUGUCGGGACUUUGUAUUCGAGUACAACACUGCAUCUCAAAAAUCCAGUCCUUUGCUGAUGUAUGAAUAGCAGAUCCAUUUUAAAGGAGGAAACGAUCGAAACCUGGUCGGGUUUUCCCAUUUGAAACUUGUUUUCGUAUUUUCUGAGAUUUGUCUCAUAUCUGUUUGGCGAUAUGCUCCGCUAGUAGCCAUCAAAUAGAGCCCUCAUUUUGCAUCUGAUGUAUUUGUAUGUACACAUGUCGGUGGCUGAUUCGGACAUUUUGCGGGGAGUAACGGUUAGAGAUGUUUGAAUCCAACAUGCCAGAAGAAAAGUUUGUACUUUCUGCCCCCUGAAAAUGAAAGUCGGUUUGUAUUUCUGCAGCAGCAGUGCGGUGAGACUUGGGGUUUCCACGAUGGCUUCUUCUGUGGAUAUUCAGAGAAAGCACAGUUUUUAUUCCCCUCAAGAUUUUAUACAUGUGAAUAUGUUACAUCAUUCUUUUUAUUUUAAGAGGAUGGGGGGUUUUUUUGUUUUCAAUGUUUUCCCAUAACAGACAAUCUGGAUGGAUGAUUUUCUUUCUCAUUUUGCCUUUGGAUAAGUUGUAAAUGAAUCACAGGAGGACAUAUGUAAAGUAAUGUGACAUACUGUAUUUAUUCAGCAGUUAAUCUGGAUGUACUAUUUCAUUCAUGAGCUAUUUCCAGAUUUUAUAAAGCAAUGAUACCUGAUCAGCUUUAUUGGCAGGUAAAAACAAUACUUUGUCAAAUAUUUCUAAAUAUAUCUAUAUAUUACAGUGUGCACUUUAAAAUGAACAAACUGGUCAUCCCAAUUUAUGUUGCUAAUAUUCUAAUAAAUUUUAGCUCAGGGUAUGGGGACGGACAUGAAUGAAUGAAAUAGGCCAUAUGUAUUAACUGUACAGAACCUGGAUCAGUGUAACAUAUGAAUGCAGAAAUAAUUUAGGAAAUGUUCUACUAUCUUGCACAUAUAAGACAAUAUACGUACAUGGAUUUGGAGAUAUUUGUAUUCACUAUAUCUAAGAUCUUAAAUGUUAAUAUAUUUCAGAGUAUGUGUAUGCAAAUAUAUGGGUACCAUAAAUAAAAUAACUGUUUUUUCAUUGGG